Messenger RNA from Phasianus colchicus (ring-necked pheasant), 3520 nucleotides. RefSeq names its product epoxide hydrolase 1-like. Gene Ontology annotation, biological process: arachidonate metabolic process; epoxide metabolic process. Gene Ontology annotation, molecular function: epoxide hydrolase activity. Lineage: Eukaryota; Metazoa; Chordata; Aves; Galliformes; Phasianidae. The record is from RefSeq and is a predicted model, not a curated record.
AAGUUGCGUGUUUUUGCCACUAGAGGUUGUAAGAGAGACGGAGAAAAAUCUUUGUUUUCAAGCGGUCGAACUGCUGCAGGGAGGAUUGCCUCUGGACCCCCUGGGUCUCUUUGGUGCGAGUACUACAACAUCCCUGUACAUACACCCUGCAUUUGAGACGGGCUACUCGACCUUUAGUUCUGGAAAUCAGACCUUAAAGCUAAAUGAUCCCAGAAAGGCAUAACCACAAAUAGCUCUGAUGUAGCAAUAAAUUGAACUUUGACCAAAUUACAGUUUUCCUCCUAUUUUCCACAGUUCUGGAGGCCCAGGGACUGCAUAUGCACCCCAGUAACACGAGAGCUGAUCAUCAACAGAUCUCACUGGUGAUGGCACUUCACUUUGAGCACUGCAUGGAGAGAAGAAUCAUUCCCUCUGGCAAUAUAGCUAUUCCUGGACUGAAAUACAGCAAGAGCAGUGUGCAACUAUUUAGGAAGCAGAAGCCUCUGUCUGGUGGGAUUUAACUGACUACUAGGGAGAUAAAAUCUAGUUCCUUGAGCUAAAAAAAACCACACUGAUUUCUGUGGUACAUGAGAAAAUUUAACUUUUCCUUUUUUAUAUAGUUUUGCUUUGUUUUGUCUGCCGCAAAAUACACACACAUACAGUAUGCCUUCUCUUCUUCAUGUUGAACAUAGGUCUCUGUUUUUACUCAUGCAGCAUGUACUCCAGCUCCUGGCCAGCCUCGUGCCCCUAUAGUGGACUCACUCUGAUCUUUCCUUUACCAGCAAGACCAGAACUUGGCACAGAGCUCCCAGAGAUGAUCUUGCAAGUACCAAAGAGAGUGAAGCAUCCCCUACCCCAGCCUGCUGGCUAGCGUGCUUGCUAUAUAGCCCUAUACGCAGCUGACCUUUGCCAUGAGGUCCCCCCGUGUUGAUGCUGAUUCAUCUGAGGACCUCAAACCAGUCUCUAAAGAGCAGCUUUCUUCAAUAGGUGGCACCAAUGUACGAGAGAGCGUCAGUGCCAAGGUGGAAGCUAGCGGAGGAGACACUCGUGUUGCUUUACGCGAAACUGCAGCAAGGCAAGGAGGAGCAGACAGCCAUGUGGCAGGAGGUCCUUCCCAACGCCUGGGAGAGCAUCUUGUCCCGCAUCAGGUCUUUUCAGUAUUCUCAGAAGAAUGCAGUCCUGGUCCCUGUGGCUGCUGUGGGUGUUGGAGGGAUGCUGGUUUGCUGGCUGAUGUCUAGACGCAAGAUCAAGAGUAUUGAAAUGGGUGAUGGAUGGUGGGGCUCAGGCGAAAAACCCCUAAAAGUGAAAGAAGAUGAAAGCAUCCGCCCCUUCAAGAUUGAAACAUCUGAUGAAGAAAUUGAGGACCUGCACCGCCGCCUCGACCAGGCUCGCUAUGCGCCUCCACUGGAAGGGGCAGCCUUCAACUAUGGCUUCAACUCUGACUACCUGCAGAAGGUGGUGGCCUACUGGAGGAACAAGUUUGACUGGCGCAAGCAAGUGGAAAUCCUGAACAAGUACCCUCAUUUCCGUACCACCAUCGAAGGGAUUGAUAUUCAUUUUAUCCAUGUGAAGCCCUCCUACGUCCCUCAUGGAAAAGCUGUUCAGCCUAUCCUGAUGGUCCAUGGCUGGCCUGGUUCUUUCUAUGAGUUCUACAAGAUCAUCCCUCUACUCACGGAUCCAACCAAGCAUGGCCUGGACAGUGGUGAUGUGGUGUUUGAGGUCAUCUGCCCAUCCAUACCAGGCUAUGGCUUCUCAGAGGCACCACACCAGCAAGGUUUUGACACCCUUGCAACUGCUCGGAUAUUUCACAAGCUGAUGAAGAGACUGGGCUUCAAGGAAUACUAUGUACAGGGAGGAGACUGGGGAUCUCGUGUUACCACAAAUAUGUCCCAGAUGCUGCCACAGUCUGUGAAAGGGCUUCAUCUGAAUCUCGUCUUCAUUAGCAUACGAGGCUUGAAAAAGAUGAUUCAAGUGAUGCUUGGGACUUACGUUCCAUGGCUUGUAGGCUUCACCAGGGAAGAUGUUCAACGGAUGUACCCUUUCAUGCAGAAGAACGUAUUUGACAUUCUGCGAGAAUCUGGAUACUUACACAUCCAAGCCACCAAACCAGACACUGCAGGUUGUGGACUGAAUGACUCCCCUGUGGGGCUUGCUGCAUAUAUUUUGGAGAAAUUCUCUACAUGGACAGAUAAAUCAUUCCUGAGUAAAGAUGACGGAGGCUUGGAAAGCAAGUAUUCUCUCGAUGAUCUUUUGACCAAUGUGAUGAUUUACUGGGUGACAGCAUCUAUUGUGCCCUCAAUGCGAUAUUACAAGGAGAACUUUGCCCGGGACCCUGGCCUUAUUGCUGACUCCAGGGUUGGAGUAUAUGUUCCGACAGCCAUUGCAGCUUUUCCCCAGGAGAUAGCACAUACACCACAGGUCUGGGCAAAGAAUACCUUCAAGAACAUUGUCCGUUACUCUUACAUGCCACGUGGAGGGCAUUUUGCUGCCUUUGAGGAACCAAAGCUGCUGGCACAAGACAUCUUCUACUUUGUGAGAAAGGUGGAGCAGCUGUGAACCCACAGUUUAGAUACACAUAUAGAAUGGAAGCAAGUUGUUCUACCAUCCACAGAAGCCUUCUUUAAGAGAUUAGAUAAACUCAAUACAAUCACAACACAGAAGCCAGCAUUUUAUUUUGAUAAUAAUGAUUAUAACUAAUAAACUUGUUCAAACUCUAAAGCUCUUUAUAUGAAAAAAAAAAAAAGCAUCUUGUCUUUUAUUCCUGGCACCAUAUCAUUGCUGCAUUCAUAAUUCAAGUAUAAUGGAAUAUGUAAACCACUUAAUGCAGUAACAUUGCACUCAUCUGGAGGAGAUAGCAGAAAGGAAGUGGCCCCUUGUUCCUCAGAACUACAGCUUCUGUUCAAAAGCUUCUUUAAAUACUGAAAUGCUAGCAUUCUUAAAUACAUGCUUUCAAGCAGCUUUGGUGGAAAUGUAAAGGGCUUAGAUGUCCUGAGAAUAUCAAACUCCUAUUGAAUAGUUUGAGUUGUAUUUCAUUUGAGAGACCAAUGCUUACAUUCUCAAAUGAGCAGCUGCACAUAAGGCAGCUCUCUUUAUUCUAGCAGUUCUUUCCUAUAGCUAGUUUUAGCAGUUACUAGCUGUCAAUGAAUAGCAAGGCAAAAACAGCACCUGUAGUGUUCUCUAAGCUUAAAAAAAAAAGAUUUUCCUUCCAGUUUUACAAUCUUACUCACUGCUAAAAUGUCAGAAAAGCUUAAAAUAUGCACUGAGUACAGAGGGUUAAUUCACCUUUUAACAACCUCCUUUCAAAAGAUUUUUAUCACCCCAUCAAGCAGCUUCUGUUAGCAUGUAGUAAGCAACCUUACUACCAACAGCCUAGAGAUUCCCUUCUCGUGGAUGGAGCUAUUUAACUCAUUACACGAUAGACACAUAUCCAGAUAAUUCAAGACAACUCCAGCAGAUAUCUAGUUCUGGCACUUGUUUCUCCUCCCCGUCCCAAAAGCAAGCAAGAUAUUUUUAUUUUCUGUUAAGUAAGAAUAAGCUAUCA